UAUCUUGACACAUUGUCUUGAAUCUCGUCAAUACGCAAAUUUGAUUGUACCAGUUUAUACAGCAGCGCAGUACAGAUUUUUGUCCAUUACAUCAUAAGCAGUUGCAGGAUUUACAAAAACACUCCUCGAAUAACUUCGCAAUAACACUAAAAUUAUUUACUUUCUUGAUUAUCGAUUUAAAUGUGAAAUAUAUUUCAAUGAUUGAUGUGGGCGGUUUUCCAAUCAUGCUUCUUAAAAAAAAAUACCCUAUUAAGUUAUUCAGUAACACCUAUUCGUCAAAUUGAGAAGGGGGAGGGGGGGGGAAACUUCCCGAUCAGGAUAUUCCAGUUUUAUCCGGAAGAUGAAAAUCCUCGCCACAGAACAUUUAACAGCGUGUCACACCUUUGUCUUUUUCGCUUUAAUCUCUGCAGCCACAGAAAAAAGAGUCUGGUGCUCAGGGGCAAAAGAAAAGAAAAUGUAACAUGAGACUGGGUUUAAUUCUUCGCUUGUGAUUGUUUUUGUGGCUGUUUGCCUUGGCGGCGCAGAGACGCACUGCGCCUAUAUUACAGGACAUACGCGGGCGGCCUCCCCGGAAAGUCUCCGGAGAUCUCCGGCUCCCCUUCGGCCCGCGAUCGGCGGCGGUCUCGUCGCCCUCGGCUGUCAUGAAGGAUGGACGGGCGGCCGCCGAUCUCGGGUAAAGUCAGGAGCUCCGUCACGGAUUUCUUUUCUCCGAGCUGGGACCCGGAAGCAGAAGGCAAGCCGCCGACUCGCGUUUUGUUUGUUUUUAUCUGGAGUUGGGGAGACUGGCCGAGAGCAAAUGGGAAGUUAGAGCUGCAGGGAUGGGGGAUGAAGGCUGCGGCGGGGGCGCCGCUCCCGCCCGGGGGAUGUCUGCCCCGCUGAGCGCCCGCCACGGGGAUGCCGUCGGCGCGCUGCCAGCCGCCCCCGACGGAGCUCCCACGCCGGGCACAGAUUUUGUCCUGGACUCGGAGACAAAAGUUGUCACGCCGGACGGUGUCUCGGUGUCGCGGGAGGCGACGGGCGAUGAAGAAAACGCGGAGAGGCGGACCGGCGCCAUGGAGAUCUUAAAGAGUCUGGGGGCGCCGAGAGCCCUUCCCGACCGGAGCGGUGCGGAGGACGGCCGGGGGCAGCACUGGGACGCCUCGACGGUGGACAUGGCUGUUAAAAAUCAGGCUGACUGGUCGGAUGGAGACGGGAGUGUGGCGGGGGAUCGCCGAACAGGCGACCGUGUCCUUACGGAACUCGCGACGGGACCGACACUUUCUGAUCCGGACGGGGCGGAAUUGCCGGGGCCGGCCGAAGAGUUCUGGAGCCGCCCGACGUGCGGCGCCCUCCGCCCCAAGGAGCACGUCUACUGCACGGUGUACUGCAUCGCGAACGACAGCCCCGGUGGCCAGGCGAGCCUGGACGGCGCCCUCGGGACUCCUCCGGCGGCCGAGGCGGAGGGUCCGCAGCGCUACCCGGAGCCGCUCUCCCUGACCGCUCUGAUCGAGUCCCGGAGUUCGGGCAACUUUUCGGGCGCGGAGCCGAGCGCGUCGGUGCCGGUGACCUGCCGCGUCUGCUUGGACGACAAACGCAUCAAGCCACUGCACUGCUGCAAGAAAGCCGUAUGCGAUGAAUGCCUGAAACUGUACAUCAGUUCGCAGGUGCACCUGGGCAAGGUGGACGUGGUGUGUCCCAUCACGGAGUGCAGCGGCUACCUGGAGGAGAGCACCGUGCUGGGACACCUGGCCAGCGAGGAGGUAGCCAAGUACAAGUAUUUCCUGGAGCUGAGCAAGAUCGACUCCAGCACCAAGCCAUGUCCCCAGUGCAGCCUCUUCACCUCCCUGAAGGGCCGCAGCCUGCAGCCGCCCAGCAGGGCGGAGCACAAGUAUAAGGUCCAGUGCUCCACGUGCCAGUUUGUGUGGUGCUUCAAGUGCCACGCCCCCUGGCACCAGGGCCUACGGUGCCGCGAGUAUCGCAAGGGCGACAAGCUGCUGCGUCACUGGGCCAGUGUUAUCGAGCACGGCCAGAGGAACGCCCAGAAGUGCCCCCGCUGCAAGAUCCACAUCCAGAGGACGGAGGGCUGUGACCACAUGACCUGCACGCAGUGCAACACCAACUUCUGCUACCGCUGCGGCGAGAAAUACCGUCACCUGCGCUUCUUCGGCGACCACACGUCCAACCUGAGCGUCUUCGGCUGCAAGUACCGCUACCUCCCGGACAAGCCCCACCUGCGGCGGCUAGUGCGCGGCUCCGUCUGCGUGAGUAAAAUCCUGAUUGCCCCAUUGGUCGUCGUGCUGGUGGGCGUGUUUGGAGCAAUAGCCAUCGUCAUAGGUCUGAUUGCUUUCCCCAUCUACUACAUCUGCAAGAAGCGGAGGAAACGUUCGCAGGGAACUGGACAUUGGUUCUGCUGACAGUGCAGCUCCACCUCGAUGCAGGGAUGGAGGGAACAAAUUGCCAGACUCAGCCCAGCAUCAAGCCAAAUACAGAUGGACGCUUCCGGAACCAGAGCAGAGAUGACGCCAGGCACAGAGUCCCUGUUCUCACCCUGGAACCCACCCGGAAAGCCAGUCUUUACAGUCUGGGUCCCGACGAUUUGGACACUGGGUCGUUCUCCUCAGCCACCUAAGUUGCUGGCUUCUGUGAGAGGUCCAGCAGGGCUCUGCUGUCCUGGUGGCCUCCCUGCGACCUUGACCUCGUAGAUGUGAGGGCUUCAGGAAAACCAAGACAUUCAGUGCUCUUCAGCGAGUGUGCAGAAGCAUCAUGAACGGUGCCUCAGAGCUCCUAAGGGUAGGGAUAGACAGAUCCUAGCCAACGUCACUUGCAGUAGUUUGCAGAUAUUGACCAUAACGCUGAUGCUUUAUCACUGUCUCUGACAGAUCUUGCCAUUUUUUUUCCCCCUAAAUUCUUUUUCGUGGUUCAUAUCUUUGAAAGAUUUGUGAUAUUUAUUUAUUUGUGCUUGCUGGCCAACUCUUGCCUUGCGUUUCCCAGGCUCUCGUUGGGACAGUCAUACCUCCCCCGGUGGGCCCCGUGCUGCUGGCAGCUUAGUAAUCAAGGUCCCCCUCCCUACGUUGUUUUUCCACUCUCCUUACUGCUCCAACCCCAGCAGUUGGCCAUCUCUUCCCAAAGGCACUCAGUGCCAUAACAUAACCGCCAUUAUGUUCAUUGUUACUCGCGCACCCAUUCUUUCAGUGAUGAGUUUUGUCAUGUUGCCAUAACCUUCCUCCUGACUUCCAGACCGUGACUCCCGUUGGGUGUUCAGAUCAGCUCAGGUUCACUCCGACGCGCCAAUCCCUGCGACGUCUGGCCUGCGCUACUCCGUGGUCGUGUCGUGGGCCCGACGAGCGUCGCACGAGCAUUGUGAGCAGUGCCGAAACAAGGCUGCGUGAAAACAAGGCGUGUGUCCCCCGCACUGACAUACUGCCCUCACUUCCUGUCUGAACAAUACACGGGCGAGGUGGGUGGCCAGCUCUCAGCUUUCAAAGGAGCCCUUUGAAUGGUCGCCGCUUGCCCUGUAAACAGACACGAUGCUGUCCCCUUAGCUUUUGUAUGUGUAAUUAUGGAAGCUUUAUGAGAAGGGGAAAGCUGCGGAAAUAAUGUUGUUUCACUCCUUUUGAUUAGAUUGUAUUAGUUGAUUCUUUCUUCUUUUUAACUUUAAGGGAGUUUAAAGCCAUUUGUUGAACUGUAGGGGUGUGAUUAAGGAGUGUGAAGGAAUACGCUGCAUCAGAGCAUCUGUCGUCCUUGAUGCAGUCAUCAUCCUGUUCACGCUCAUCCUGAUUUCGACAUGGUUACUUUAGUGAGUUGCUCUAACAUUUGUGUGACUUGCCACGUCAGUCCCGGUUGAAGAUGCCCAGAUAAAUUCGUAACAUUUGCUGGAUCUGAGGCGUGCUAACAUGCGCAAAGCUUAGCAUUGCCACCAUGCUCGUUAAUGGACUGCAUUGUUUCAGUAAGCAACUGCAAUGUCACGUGCAUUUAAAGAUUAUUCAAGGAGCUAAUUGCCAGCCAGACAAUGUCCGCUAUGCACAGUAACCUGCAAAACAUGUUAAGUGAUGGAUGAUGCCACAACAGACAAUCGCGUAUCCAUGCUUCUUUUCAAACGUUGACAAAAGAAUCUACUGUCAAUCUGUCAAUAAUAAUCACGAAGAGAGUUGGGUCAACUUGUUUGAAAAGGGUACUUCAAUUGGGACCACAAUCAUCAAAAGACAUUUUAGAAAAUGUAGUCUUUUCUAAUUGUUCUCAGGAAACAUUCAAGGUAAAAUGUCUUGUUUACUAAUGCUGUGAUUUUCAUUAUAGCCCAGUGGCAGGUGGGAUUUGCAACUUAAAAUACAUGAUCAGCAGGUCGAUUAACACAUGAACACAAUGUGUUUCAGUUUUUUUUUUUUUGGUCCAAAAUUAGUCUGCUGGAUGCUCAAAGGAAAGAAUGUUUUGUCAUUUACAGUUUACUUUUUUAUGUGUCAUCAUAAUUUUGCAGUCCCCGUGGUGACCUCCAUCACUGGGCUGACUGCUGAUGCCCCAUCUGGGUGCAAACUCGUCAGGUGCCUUCAAAAACGGCAAGGCUGAAGUGCCACAUUUCACUUCCAGGACGUUAAAACCUCACGAUUUCUAACGAUUCUGUUAUGCUCAUUUGUCUGAAAUACAGCAUAUAAAACUAGCGCAGAACAUGAGAUGAGAGCUUCUGUCCUCCGUAUGUGUGACAUGUCUGUUUGUAAAGCACCACGCUCGUGUUUGACUCUCCAUUCCCCGGAUCUCAGUCCAUCUUCAGAGCUCUUCAAGCACACGUCCCUUGUGAGGAACUGUGAACUCAAGCUCAUUAAACGAUGUUGGCAAGAGGUGCCAGAACUCA
Messenger RNA from Paramormyrops kingsleyae, 4822 nucleotides. RefSeq names its product ring finger protein 217 (gene rnf217). Gene Ontology annotation, molecular function: ubiquitin-protein transferase activity; zinc ion binding. The record is from RefSeq and is a predicted model, not a curated record. Gene Ontology annotation, biological process: protein ubiquitination. Lineage: Eukaryota; Metazoa; Chordata; Actinopteri; Osteoglossiformes; Mormyridae.